AUGGAGAACAAAGCUACAACUUUCAAAACGACCGGACGGGUCGUUACACCUCUUAUCUACUUGCAACUUGGGCAAGUUUCUACUGUAGUCAUAUCAUCACCUAGUAUCGCGAAACAAGUUCUAAAUACUCACGAUCCCGCCUUUGCUAAUAGGGCACAACUUACAUCCUCAAACAUUAUGUUUUACAACAAUAAUGACAUUGCAUUUAGCCAAUAUGGUAACUACCGGAGACAAAUGCGUAAAAUUUGCAUUGUAGAAAUUCUUAGUAUGAAGAUGGUCAAAUCAUUUAGAGAAAUUCGACAAGAUGAACUUUCAAGCCUGAUUUCAUUAAUUCGGUCAAUGAAGGGAUCUCCAGUCAACAUGACAGAUAAAAUAUUUUGGUUUACCAACUCUAUCACUUGUAAAGCAGCCUUCGGAAAUAUGUUCAAAGAUCGAGACGAGUUUAUGAAAUUGAUGAAGGAAGAUUCUGAUCUCGUAUUUGCGAGAUCAGCCAUUGCAUUUGCGACCUCUGAGGGGUUAGCAUUUGCGAUCUAUUCUUUGCAUUUGCGAAGAGUACCUGGGCCUGCCUUAGUUCCCAUUUACGAUAAAGAAUUUGCAUUUUCGGAGAGCCAGUGUUCGCAAUUGCGGACAACGCUUCGCAUUUGCAAAGUGGGGGCUGGGCAAGCAGUGAUCGCAAAUGCGAUCAAUGGGUCGCAUUUGCGGAAGGAUCAGAGUUCAUAUUUGCAAACUAUUCGUCGCAAAUGCGGUGAAAGCAGGUUUGUUAGGCCGAUUUUGGAACCGGCCCUAGCUGUCCGUGAGUUUAAGCAGCUUGCAUCUUCUUAUUCGGAGACUCGAGGUAGAUAUGCUGGCGUCCACAGACUUUGA
This is a messenger RNA of Nicotiana tabacum (common tobacco), 864 nucleotides long. The record is from RefSeq and is a predicted model, not a curated record. Lineage: Eukaryota; Viridiplantae; Streptophyta; Magnoliopsida; Solanales; Solanaceae.